GGCGGAUGUUCUGACUCAGCGCAUUUAACAUCAUGAUUCAGCGGGGAUACCUGACAGGGGCCCUAAAGCCCAACUUUAGUCCACAUUUGACCCACGGGUCAUUGUGCUGAUCGGAUGCACUAUGAAUCCCCUGCCCGCUUACACAUCAGCCACGCCUCCCCUCAUUGGUGUACCUCGGGCACAUUUCAGCCCUGAGACCUUGCGAGGUCCAUAUUGCGAGCAGGCCUGGCCAGAUGCUCCAGCACAUCUUUCCUACCGAUCCCCGGUACCCGAAUGGGGCCCGGCAGAGGUCGAUUGACUUUCCGUUGAUGAUUGUAAGUCGAUCCCUGGCCGAUGUCCUCUGAGGCAAAAUGCAUGGCUGUCAUAUAAGAAUGGGGCUGCGAUGGCCCUCCUCAAGGGUAACCUUAUCGCAUAUUCAUCCCUUACAUGCCUCUUUUCUGCCCUCUAUCCGUGUCCUAGAUGGCUCCCAAUCACAUGGGCCCAUGGCCCCAGGAUGAGGACCACCUUCUUCGCCAAAAUACGCCAAACACCCUAGCCAGUCAGAAUGCCGACGACACGGUCACCCCCUCUGUGGACUUGAUCGGCCCUGAGGAGAGGCAGACCCUCGUGCGCAUCGCCACUGCAGAGUCCAUGAGGCGACGCUCCAGCGUCUAUACUCAGCAUACUGCUACGGGGAAGCGCGAUACCCUGGAUACGAUUCGUGAGGACGAUCCUCGUCUGGAUCCCCAGACGGACAAGUUCGAUCUGGGGAAAUGGCUGGCCUUUCGCCUCCAGGAGUUUCAUCGCGAUGGUUCUCGGACAAUUCGACCGGGAAUUGUGUUCAAAAACCUCACGAUUUCAGGCACUGGAGCGGCGGUCCGGUUUCAAGAUACCGUGGCAUCGACCCUCUCGGCCCCUCUUCAGAUCGGCGACCUUCUUCGCAACCGUCACUCCCCACCAAAGCGCAUCCUGAAUGAGUUCAAUGGGCUUAUGAAAAGUGGAGAGCUUCUUCUGGUUCUUGGUCGCCCAGGAGCAGGCUGCAGUACUUUUUUGAAGUCUCUGUGUGGGCAGCUUGAUGGAUUGACGGUUGAUGACAGCAGCGUGAUCCAUUAUAAUGGUAUCCCCCAGCACCAGAUGAUCAAGGAGUUUAAAGGUGAAGUCGUGUACAAUCAAGAGGUGGACAAACACUUCCCUCACCUCACCGUGGGCCAGACCCUCGAAUUUGCCGCCGCCAUGCGCACCCCACAAAACCGCAUGAGGGACAUGUCUCGAGACGAAUACGCCCAGUACCUCACCAAGGUCGUAAUGGCUAUCUUCGGGCUGAGCCACACUUACAAUACCAAGGUUGGGAAUGAGUUCAUCCGGGGUGUCUCCGGUGGAGAGCGCAAGCGCGUGAGUAUCGCCGAGAUGGCCCUGGCUGCAUCUCCCCUGGCCGCUUGGGAUAACUCGACCCGCGGCCUCGACUCCGCGACAGCGCUGAAAUUUGUCGAGGCCCUCCGACUGCUUGCCGAUCUGACGGGCUCCGCCCAUGCGAUUGCGAUCUACCAAGCGAGUCAGAGCAUAUACGAUAUCUUUGACAAAGUGACUGUGCUCUACGAGGGCCGUCAGAUCUACUUUGGGCCAACCUCAGAGGCCAAAGCCUUUUUUGAGAGGCAGGGCUGGGAAUGCCCCUCAAGACAAACCACAGGAGACUUUCUGACGUCGGUCACCAAUUCUCAGGAGCGUCGCGCACGAGCUGGAAUGGAAAACCGGGUUCCCCGGACCCCCGACGAUUUCGAGGCCUAUUGGCGCCAGUCGCCCGAGUAUCAAAAGGUGCUGGCCGACAUCGCUUCCUAUGAACAACAAUAUCCUUUGCAUGGGGACAAGCUGACCGACACCGAGUUCCAUCAGCGCAAGCGGGCUGCCCAGGCCAACCACACUCGGCCAGAAUCACCGUUCUUGUUGAGCGUUCCCAUGCAGGUGAGGUUGAACACGAGGCGCGCAUAUCAGCGGCUGUGGAAUGACAUCCAGACCACCAUAUCCAACGUCUCCGGACAGAUCAUCAUGGCCCUGAUUAUCGGCUCGGUUUACUACAAUUCUCCCUCUGAUACGGCCUCCUUUACUGCCAAAGGAGCAGCCCUCUUCUUUGCCGUCCUUCUGAAUGCCCUGGGAGCCAUGUCUGAGAUUAAUUUGCUUUACUCCCAGCGACCGAUUGUGGAAAAGCAAGCAUCCUAUGCAUUCUACCAUCCAGCCACGGAAGCCAUUGCGGGGAUUGUCAGCGAUAUACCCGUGAAAUUUGCUCUUGCGGUUGCAUUCAACCUCAUCCUCUACUUCAUGGUCAAUUUGCGACGGGAGCCGGCCCAGUUCUUCCUUUACUUCUUGAUCUCGUUUAUUAUCAUGUUUGUCAUGAGCGCGGUCUUCCGCACCAUGGCCGCUAUAACCAAAACUGUCUCCCAAGCCAUGACCUUGGGUGGAGUUCUGAUUCUGGCCCUCGUGGUCUAUACCGGCUUUAUGCUCCCUGUACCCUCCAUGCAUCCCUGGCUGGGAUGGAUUCAUUACAUUAAUCCGAUCUAUUAUGCGUUUGAGAUUCUAAUCGCCAACGAGUUCCAUGGUCGCGACUUCCCAUGCUCCUCCUUCAUCCCAUCUUACGCGGACAUGAAUGGCUCUUCCUUUAUUUGUUCCACAACGGGAUCGACUGCCGGUAGUAAGUUCGUGAGCGGCGACCAGUAUAUCGCCGUCAAUUUUCGAUACCACUAUAGCCACGUGUGGCGCAACUUUGGGAUCCUCAUCGCUUUCUUGAUUGGAUUCAUGGCCAUCUACUUUGUUGCAACGGAAUUGAACUCGUCCACCACCAGUACCGCCGAGGUUCUGGUCUUCCACCGCAGCCAGAAACGAGCCUUGCUUGCUAAUAGCUCGACAUCAUCGGAUAUUGAGAAUGGGAUCGAACUCAAUGCAGUCAAGCCCACUGCGGCAGGUGACAAACCAGGGGAUCUUGCGGCCCUAGCCCCUCAACAAGAUAUUUUCACCUGGCGAGACGUCUGUUAUGAUGUUGACAUCAAGGGUGAGACCAGACGGCUGCUGGAUCAUGUAUCGGGAUGGGUCAAGCCAGGCACUCUCACAGCUCUCAUGGGCGUCAGUGGAGCGGGAAAGACGACGCUUCUCGAUGUUUUAGCCCAUCGGACAACCAUGGGGGUGAUUACGGGGGAUAUGUUUGUCAACGGCCGGGGUCUAGAUGCUAGCUUUCAGAGGAAAACUGGAUACGUCCAGCAACAGGAUCUCCACCUUGAAACGGCAACAGUGCGCGAGUCUUUGCAGUUCAGCGCCCUCCUCCGCCAGCCUCCUUCCGUCUCACUCAAGGAAAAGUAUGAUUACGUCGAAGAAGUCAUCUCCAUGCUCAAAAUGGAGGACUUUGCUGAAGCCGUUGUCGGUGUUCCUGGGGAAGGAUUGAACGUUGAGCAACGCAAGCUGUUAACAAUCGGCGUGGAACUGGCUGCAAAGCCGAAGCUCCUCCUCUUCCUGGAUGAGCCCACGAGUGGUCUGGAUUCCCAGAGUUCGUGGGCCAUCUGCGCCUUCCUGCGCCGCUUGGCCGACAACGGCCAAGCCGUCCUCUGCACCAUCCAUCAGCCCAGUGCCGUUCUCUUCCAGCAAUUCGAUCGCUUGUUGUUCCUUGCCCGUGGUGGCAAGACCGUCUACUUUGGCCCUGUUGGUGAGAACUCUCGCACUUUACUCGACUAUUUCGAAUCCCACGGCGCGCCACGAACCUGCGGCGAGGCCGAGAACCCGGCGGAAUACAUGCUCGAGGUCGUCAACCAUGGUUCGAAUGCACAGGGACAAAAUUGGUUCGACGUCUGGAAGCAGAGCAAUGAGAGCCAGGCGGUCCAGGCGGAGAUCGAUCGCAUUCACGACCAACAGCAACAGAUUCCUGUCGAGAACGAGAGCGAAUGGAGCCACACCGAGUUUGCCAUGCCUUUCUGGUUUCAGCUCUACCAGGUCACCUAUCGGGUCUUCCAGCAGUACUGGCGCUUGCCCUCGUAUGUUCUCGCCAAGUGGGGACUGGGGAUCCUCGGAGGUCUUUUUAUCGGCUUCUCCUUCUUCCACGCCAAGUCCUCCCUUCAGGGCCUGCAGACAGUCAUCUACUCCAUCUUCAUGCUGUGCUCUCUCUUCCCAUCCUUGGUGCAGCAGAUCAUGCCUCUGUUCAUCACCCAACGCGACCUCUACGAAGUCCGCGAACGCCCCAGCAAAGCCUACUCCUGGAAAGCCUUUAUAAUGGCCAACAUCAUCGUCGAAAUCCCCUACCAGAUCAUCCUGGGCGUUCUCGUCUUCGCCUGCUACUAUUUCCCCGUGGUGGGGAUCCAGGGCUCUGCCCAACAAGCCACCGUUCUCAUCAUGUGCAUUGAAUUAUUCAUUUAUACCAGCACCUUCGCCCAGAUGGUCAUUGCUGCCCUCCCGGAUACCGUCACCGGAAGUGCCGUCGUCACGCUUUUGUUUUCCAUGUCCCUGACCUUCUGCGGUAUCAUGCAACCGCCCUCCGCGCUCCCGGGGUUCUGGAUCUUCAUGUACCGCGCCUCGCCGUUCACAUAUUGGGCCUCGGCGAUGGUCUCCGUCCAGGUGCACGGGCGUGCGGUUACCUGUUCCGACUCGGAGGUGUCCGUUCUCAGCCCACCCUCGGGGCAGACCUGUGGGCAGUAUUUGACUCAAUACGCCGAGCUUACGGGAGGGAACUUGCUCAACCCGAAUGCCACGACGGACUGCAAGUACUGCGCUGUGAGCACCGCCGACCAGUUUAUCACCGCUACAGGCAUCGAAUAUAGCCAGCACUGGCGCAAUUUCGGGAUCUUCUGGGUGUACGUCGUGGUGCAGGUUGCUGCGACUGCAGCGUUUUAUUACCUCUUCCGUGUGAAGAAUUGGAAAACGGACGGAUUGAAGAAGAAGCAGAAGAAGGCUGCGAGCUCUUGAUUAUACAUGAUCUGCUUGAGCGAUACCGUUGUUUCGCAUUUGGUCGGACAAUCUACCUCAUUCCACUUUUCGGUGGCCAAGAGGUAUUUCCCACCGACUGGUUUCCUGUUCCAAUACCCUUUCAUUUCAUCGUUCACUUCUGUGAACUUAUGUUCACAUUAUCUUCUAUUCUUCUUCCUUUCUUCGAUCGACAUUCUAGACCAUAGACUGAUCCUACAUAAUAACACAUUUAUACAUUUAUCUAGUCUUACUCCACCAUCCCUUAUCUCACUGCCCAUAACAUAUACAUCUUGUCAAAUAGAAGAUCCUCACCUUCAUGUACAGCCAGCUAUGCCCCUACCACAAACUGAUCAACCAGUUACAUACCCCAAUCUCCGUGUAGUAUCACACACCCUCUAAUCUGUAACUUGCCCCUUCCAACUCCCCAUAUCCC
This is a messenger RNA of Aspergillus ibericus CBS 121593, 5347 nucleotides long. RefSeq lists its product as uncharacterized. The record is from RefSeq and is a predicted model, not a curated record. Bases 460 to 4914 code for a protein of 1484 amino acids. Gene Ontology annotation, molecular function: ATP binding; ABC-type transporter activity; ATP hydrolysis activity. Gene Ontology annotation, cellular component: membrane. The transcript has 4 exons. NCBI's taxonomy places the organism in Eukaryota, Fungi, Ascomycota, Eurotiomycetes, Eurotiales, Aspergillaceae. Gene Ontology annotation, biological process: transmembrane transport.